Molecule: messenger RNA, 1293 nt
Organism: Fusarium oxysporum Fo47
Lineage: Eukaryota; Fungi; Ascomycota; Sordariomycetes; Hypocreales; Nectriaceae
Product: NAD dependent epimerase/dehydratase family protein-like protein
Exons: 5
Coding region: 1-1293 (430 amino acids)
Source: RefSeq, a predicted model, not a curated record
AUGUCGGCCCAAACAGUUCACUCAAACCACAUCUUCCAUGGCCUGCCCCAAUUUCCUGAUCAUGUACAAGGCCUCACUGCCAUCAUUACAGGUGCAAAUGGCAUCUCUGGCCAAUACAUGCUCAAAGUCUUGACCCAGUCUCCAAAAAGAUGGGCUCGGAUCUACUGUCUGUCGAGGCGCCCCCCAGUUGUCGAAGGAAAAUUGCCAGAUUUUGUAAAGCACAUACCAUUGGACUUUCUCGACGAGCCGGAUGUUAUUGCUAAGACGCUGCUUGAUAAAAGUGUGAAGGCGGACUACAUCUUCUUCUUCUCCUAUAUACAAGUCAAGGCGGAGCCUGGUGCUUCUAUAUGGGCGAAUGCAGAGGGCCUACUUCGUGUCAACACCCUACUCCUCUCAAACUUCCUGGAGUCGCUCUCGUUAGCUUCGAUAAAGCCGCGACGGAUCAUGCUCCAAACAGGAGCAAAGAACUAUGGGCUUCACCUUGGCCCAUGUGUGGCCCCCCAAGAAGAGUCCGACGCACGAGUUCUACUUGAACCAAACUUUUACUACAGUCAGGAAGAUCUUCUUUGGGCUUAUUGUAAGAAGCAUGAUAUUGGAUGGAAUGUAGUACGGCCAGCCUGGAUCCUCGGUGCAGUCCCUGAUGCAGCCAUGAACCUAUGCUUCCCCCUUGGUGUAUAUGCAAUUGUAUGCAAGCAUCUUGGCCAAGCUUUGGAUUUCCCAGCAGGCCUUGAAUCAUGGGAGUCUAUUCAUAUGCAGAGCAGUGCUAUGCUCAACGCAUACCUUGAGGAGUGGUGCGUUCUCACAGAAGCUGCUGAAAAUGAAGCAUUUAACGCAUCUGAUGGUUCUCCGUUCACUUGGGGUAAGUUCUGGCCAGAGCUUGCUUCUUGGUAUGGGAUCGACUCCAACGCGCCCGACACUGACGCCACCUACCAUGAGUAUGAUACCGCUCACAACCCACCGCCGCGUGGUUUCGGCCCUGUUGCCAAGGUUCGUGUCAAGUUUUCCUUUGUGGAAUGGGCAAAGCAACCUGAAGUGCAACAAGCAUGGAAAGAACUCGGAUUGAAACACGGCCUCGUCAAUAGUCAGCUCGAUGACACGGAUCGCAUCUUUGGUACCGCCGACCUGGCCGUCCGCACGCCAUACUCCAGUUACCUCAGCAUGCUGAAAGCUCGGAAGCUUGGGUGGCACGGUUUUGUUGACACCACGGAGUCUAUCCUGGAUGUUCUGCGCGGUUUUGAACAGUUGAAGAUGCUUCCCCCACUGCUCGCAGAGGGAGGAAAUGGGAAGAAUUAG